Molecule: messenger RNA, 432 nt
Organism: Rhipicephalus microplus (southern cattle tick)
Lineage: Eukaryota; Metazoa; Arthropoda; Arachnida; Ixodida; Ixodidae
Product: histone-lysine N-methyltransferase SETD1
Cellular component (GO): Set1C/COMPASS complex
Molecular function (GO): protein binding; histone H3K4 methyltransferase activity
Source: RefSeq, a predicted model, not a curated record
UUCCGCAAGAAACAACUCAAAUUUGCGAAGAGUCGCAUUCACGACUGGGGACUGUUUGCUCUGGAGCCGAUUGCGGCCGACGAGAUGGUCAUCGAGUAUGUGGGCCAGAUGGUGCGGCCCAUCAUGGCUGACCGGCGGGAGCAGUUCUACACGCAGAUCGGCAUCGGGAGCUCGUACCUCUUCAGAGUAGAUGUUGAAACCAUCAUUGAUGCCACCAAAUGUGGCAAUCUGGCCCGGUUCAUCAAUCACAGCUGCAAUCCAAACUGUUACGCCAAAGUAAUUACAGUGGAAGGGCAGAAGAAGAUCGUCAUUUACUCAAAGCAGCCCAUCAACGUCAAUGAGGAGAUCACCUAUGACUACAAGUUCCCUUUGGAGUACGAAAAAUUUGUGUGUCUGUGUGGAGCGCCCCAGUGCAGGGGUUUCUUGAACUGA